CAGACCGGGCGACUACUGGCCCAUUUGCUCCGGGGCGGAUGUUUCGCGUCAGUUGGUCGCAGACCCCUCGUGGCCCUCUUCUCAGCGGUUGCGCUGUUGUUGUAACCAAGUGUCCCGCCCCAUCGUUUCCAUAACAACAGUACACAACGCCUCCCGGCGCCUGCCCCCUCUUCCAAAACAAUCCUUCCUUGUCAGGGCCUAGACCCUCUCCGGAACCUCAUUUUUUAGUAGGGCGGAACCAGGAGCCUUCAGCAGGGAAGAAAGAUGUCAGAUGAAGAGCUGGAAGACUUUGAGCCAGACCAGGACGAUAUGGAAAAAGAAGAUGAUGAGAAGGAGAUGGAGGAGUGGGAGGACUACAGGAAGGAGGGAGAAGAGUACUCAGAGGAAUGGAUGCUCAAUCCCCUCACCGAGGACAUGAUGAAGGAAGGGCUUUCUUUGCUCUGUAAGACGGGCAAUGGACUGGCUCACGCUUAUGUCAAGCUGGAUGUUAAAGAGAGGGACCUGACCGACAUCCACCUGUUACAGUCCUACAUCCAUCUGCGCUAUGUGGAUGUUUCCGAGAACCACCUCACAGACUUGUCCCCACUCAAUAAUCUGACCCACCUGCUCUGGCUCAAGGCUGAUGGCAACAACCUGCGGAGCGCACACCUGAACGAGCUGCCAUACCUGCAGAUUGCCAGCUUUGCCUAUAACCAGAUCACUGACACUGAGGGCAUCUCCCACCCUCGUCUGGGCAGCCUGGAUCUCAAAGGGAACCGCAUCCGCAGGGUGACUGGUCUGGACCCCCAAAAGCUGAUCAGCCUGCACACACUGGAGCUGCGGGGGAACCAGCUGGAGAGCACCCUGGGAAUCAACCUUCCUAAGCUAAAGAACCUCUUCCUGGCCCAGAACAUGCUGAAGAAGGUGGAGGGCUUGGAGCACCUAAGCAAUCUCACCACCUUGCAUCUUCGAGACAACCAGAUUGAAACGCUGAGUGGCUUCUCCAAAGAAAUGACAUCACUGCAGUAUCUCAAUCUGAGGGGCAACAUGGUGACCCACCUGAGGGAGCUAGCCAAGCUUCGAGACCUGCCCAAGCUGCGAGCCUUGGUGCUGUUGGACAACCCGUGUACAGAUGAGAACAACUAUCGCCAGGAGGCCCUGGUGCAGAUAACACACCUCGAGCGCCUGGAUAAAGAUUUCUUCGAGGAAGAGGAGCGGGCCGAGGCUGAUGAGAUCCGUCAGAGGUUGAAGGAGACCCAGGAGGAGGAGGCUGAGGCUGAGCAUAACUCCGAACUGAAAGUGCCAUCCGUGUAGCUCUUCCAGCCUCGGAGGAUGGAGAUCAAAGACGCUGGCCCUAAGACCUGAGAAGACUCCCAGAGAGCUCCGCUUCCACAUUCAACCCCUCAUCCUGAGACAGAGCAUGGCUUCUCUUGGCCCAGACCUGGGAUUUCAUCACAGCCUGCUGCCCAGGCUCUGUAAUGGGCACCUGGGCAGCGUCUGGGUGGGUCUGAUUCCUGCCUGAAACCUGUGUGUGUGUGUGUGUGUGUGUGCGCGCGCGCGUGUGUCUGGGGGUAGGGGUGUGUGUGUGUUGGGGGGGUGGCUCAGGCAGGUGUAGGGGAACCAGGCCGGGAUCUGCCCAGGGGAUGCUUGCAGAAUUGGCUGCAGAGGAGCUGCGGAGGCGGAGGGGUGUGUGAGAAACAGUUUGGUUUUCAAAUAAAGAGACAUUUUGAUACUCUUGUGUCUGAU
Messenger RNA from Lutra lutra (Eurasian river otter), 1725 nucleotides. RefSeq names its product leucine rich repeat containing 23 (gene LRRC23). Lineage: Eukaryota; Metazoa; Chordata; Mammalia; Carnivora; Mustelidae. The transcript is spliced from 8 exons. Bases 265 to 1293 code for a protein of 342 amino acids. Gene Ontology annotation, molecular function: protein binding. The record is from RefSeq and is a predicted model, not a curated record.